CCUAAUUUUCUUUAUCAAGAGAUUCCAAGUAUUUUAGGUUUAUUCAAUUCAAAACAUCAAUAGGUAGAGGCUGACAGUUACUGAUUAUUCAAACUAGUCUCCUAACGGAUAAUUAAAGUCAAUUAAUUCAUUCAAUUGAGCAGCUACUUCCACACCUUAUUCAACACCUUUGUUGAAUAUAUCAUCACCUCAAACCAAUUGGAUCAAAAGACCUAUUUAUUUAUUUAUUUUUAUAAGCUUUGAUUUUCUACUCAUCUUCUCAAAUUCUCAAUUUUAUUCAGGUUCUGAUCAUAUACUUAGAGGGAAAAAAAAUGGGAAUAAGAGAUUUUCACUUCAAAGUCAAGGCACUUAGGGUGAAACUCUCAUGUUUAGGAAAUAGAAAGGUAAGAAGAAAUAAUGGAGUUGGAAGCAAGCAAUCAUGGAUGAUGCCAAUAUCACAUGGUCAUCAUGUAGUGGAGCAUGAUUGGAUUAAUGGUGAUUCUGAUGACUGUGAGUUUGAUUCAGUUGUGAUACAAAGAGAGCAAAUUGGUGAGACAGAAUUGUGGUAUUGUGGAAUCUUUGAUACUUUGGUUGGAGAUUGUGUUACCAAAUAUUUGCAAGCCAAUUAUUUUGACAAGAAUCUCAAAGAGUCUCAUUUGAGGAGAAAAGCCAAAGAAACACUCAAGAGAGCAUACCUAGGUGCAAAAACAAAGAUCAGAGAGAUGCACAAAUCAGAUGAAACAUGCAUCAUAGGUUCAACAUCUGUGAUGAUAAUAAAUGGAGAAAAACUCGUGCUAGCCAACAUCGGAGAUUACAGAACUGUUUUGUGUAGAGAUGGUGUAGCUUAUCAGACAAUUGGAAAGCACAAUCAAUCAUCUAAGAAACAUUGGUUUCACAGACUUUUUUCAGCAUGUGAAUCAGGUAAUGCAACAGGUACAAAGGCUUCUAAAGCUUCAGAACUUGUGGUUGGAAGUUAUUGGAUUGACUCUAGUACUGAAUUUGUUAUCUUGGCAAGCAAUGGCAUAUGGGAGGUGAUGAAGAACCAAGAAGCAGUGAAUCUUAUCAGGCACAUAGAGGAUCCACAAGAAGCAGCAGAGUGUUUGGCUAAGGAAGCAUUGGUUAGGAUGAGCAGAAGCCAUAUUUCAUGUUUAAUCAUUCGAUUUGAUUGAUUCUUCACCAUAUUAGUAUAUCCUAGUAGUUGAGUAGUUGAAUAGUUCAAUGCCAGAACAGGUAGCAAAAACUAUGUAUACCAAAGUUUCUUAUAGCAGUUGUAGUCAGAGAAAACUUACUGAUACAGCCUUGAAAAUUUUGCUUCUAACUCAAGUAGAUUCGUGGGAAUAUAUUGAUGGCAUAUUAAGUUUCUUAAGAAUUUUUUGAUGUAAUUUGCAUCUAUGUUUAGAAAUAUUUUUAUACUCUUCUCCCCUCUGAGA
Molecule: messenger RNA, 1409 nt
Organism: Medicago truncatula (barrel medic)
Lineage: Eukaryota; Viridiplantae; Streptophyta; Magnoliopsida; Fabales; Fabaceae
Product: putative protein phosphatase 2C-like protein 44
Exons: 5
Coding region: 312-1148 (278 amino acids)
Biological process (GO): protein dephosphorylation
Molecular function (GO): protein serine/threonine phosphatase activity
Source: RefSeq, a predicted model, not a curated record